This is a messenger RNA of Alligator mississippiensis (American alligator), 11857 nucleotides long. RefSeq names its product exportin 4 (gene XPO4). The record is from RefSeq and is a predicted model, not a curated record. Gene Ontology annotation, molecular function: nuclear export signal receptor activity. Gene Ontology annotation, biological process: protein export from nucleus. Gene Ontology annotation, cellular component: cytoplasm; nuclear pore. Bases 201 to 3671 code for a protein of 1156 amino acids. The transcript is spliced from 23 exons. NCBI's taxonomy places the organism in Eukaryota, Metazoa, Chordata, Crocodylia, Alligatoridae.
GCCGGUGCGAGGGCGCCGGGCCGGGGCGGGCAGGCCGCGCCGGGCCAGGCGAUCCAGACUCCCGCCGCGCCGGGCUCUGAGCUCGCCCGCCCGGGAGGGAGCGGGGCUGGGCGCGGCGCGGGGCCGGCGCGGGCCCGGGAUUGGCUGCGCGGCCGCUGGGUCCCACAAUGCAGCGCAUGGCGCGUCAUUGAAGAGAGACCAUGAUGGCGGCGGCGGCGGCUGCGGCGGUGGGGGGCGCCCCCGAGGUGAUCGCCCAGCUGGAGAACGCGGCCAAAGUGCUCAUGGCACCACCUUCCAUGGUCAAUAAUGAACAACGCCAGCAUGCCGAGCACAUAUUCUUAUCAUUUAGAAAGUCAAAAUCACCAUUUGCUGUUUGCAAGCAUAUUUUGGAAACUAGUAAAGUGGACUAUGUCCUUUUUCAAGCUGCCACAGCGAUAAUGGAAGCAGUUGUAAGAGAAUGGAUUCUCCUGGAAAAAAGUAGCAUCGAGUCACUGCGAACAUUCCUUCUAACCUAUGUCUUACAAAGGCCUAACCUUCAAAAGUACGUACGGGAGCAGAUUCUGUUAGCAGUAGCAGUCAUAGUGAAACGAGGAUCAUUAGACAAAUCAAUUGACUGCAAGAGCAUUUUCCAUGAAGUCAGCCAGUUGAUAAGCAGUGGUAACCCCACUGUGCAAACUUUGGCCUGUUCUAUUUUAACGGCAUUGUUGAGUGAGUUUUCAAGUUCAAGUAAAACCAGCAACAUUGGAUUAAGCAUGGAGUUCCAUGGUAACUGUAAACGUAUAUUUCAGGAGGAUGAUCUCCGGCAGAUCUUCAUGCUUACAGUAGAGGUACUUCAGGAAUUCAGCAGACGUGAAAACCUCAAUGCUCAGAUGUCUUCGGUGUUUCAGCGUUAUCUUGCACUAGCCAAUCAGGUCUUAAGUUGGAACUUUCUUCCUCCAAAUUUGGGCAGACAUUAUAUAGCUAUGUUUGAAUCCUCACAAAAUGUGAUGCUAAAGCCAACAGAGUCCUGGCGUGAGACCCUUCUGGACAGCAGAGUUAUGGAACUUUUCUUUACAGUACAUCGAAAAAUCAGAGAAGAUACAGAUAUGGCACAAGACUCACUACAGUGCCUAGCACAGCUAGCCUCUCUACAUGGGCCAAUCUUUCCUGAUGAAGGCUCACAAGUUGAUUACCUGGCACACUUCAUUGAGGGAUUAUUGAAUACUAUCAAUGGAAUUGAAAUAGAGGACUCUGAAGCAGUGGGAAUUUCUAGUAUUAUCAGCAACCUGAUAACCGUGUUUCCUCGCAAUAUUUUAACUGCCAUUCCAAGUGAACUUUUCUCUUCAUUUGUUAACUGCCUCACACACCUGACCUGUUCUUUUGGGAGAAGUGCUGCACUGGAAGAAGUGCUUGACAAAGAUGACAUGGUAUACAUGGAAGCAUAUGAUAAAUUGCUGGAGUCCUGGCUUACUUUGGUACAAGAUGACAAACAUUUCCAUAAAGGCUUCUUUACCCAACAUGCUGUUCAGGUUUUUAACUCUUAUAUUCAGUGCCACCUAGCUGCUCCCGAUGGUACAAGGAAUUUGACUGCCAAUGGUGUAGCCUCUCGUGAGGAAGAAGAAAUAAGCGAGCUGCAGGAAGAUGACAGAGACCAGUUUUCUGACCAGCUGGCAAGUGUUGGCAUGCUGGGAAGAAUUGCUGCAGAACACUGUAUACCUCUUCUUACAAGUUUAUUAGAAGACCGAGUGACGAGGCUCCAUGGUCAGUUACAAAGGCAUCAGCAGCAGUUACUUGCCUCACCAGGAUCAGGCUCAAUUGACAAUAAAGUGCUUGAUGACCUGUAUGAGGAUAUCCAUUGGCUUAUUUUAGUCACAGGCUACCUCUUAGCUAAUGAUACUCAGGGAGAGACUCCGUUAAUACCUCCAGAAGUAAUGGAAUAUUCCAUUAAGCAUUCAACUGAGGUUGACAUCAAUACAACACUUCAAAUUUUGGGAUCUCCAGGAGAAAAGGCCUCUUCCAUCCCAGGGUACAACAGAACCGAUUCUGUCAUUAGGUUAUUAUCUGCCAUCCUAAGAGUUUCAGAAGUAGAAUCUCGAGCAAUAAGGGCAAAUCUAACACACCUUCUGAGCCCACAAAUGGGAAAAGAUAUUGUCUGGUUUCUUAAGCGCUGGGCAAAGACCUAUCUCCUAGUGGAUGAAAAGCUGUAUGACCAGAUAAGUCUGCCAUUUAAUACAGCAUUUGGUGCAGAUACCGAGGGUUCACAGUGGAUUGUGGGUUAUCUGUUAGAAAAAGUAAUCAGUAACCUGGCAGUAUGGAGUUCUGAACAGGACCUUGCAAAUGACACUGUGCAACUGCUAGUAACAUUGGUGGAAAGGAGAGAGCGGGCAAAUUUAGUAAUUCAGUGUGAAAAUUGGUGGAAUUUAGCUAAGCAGUUUGCAAGGCGAAGCCCACCUCUCCAUUAUUUGUCUAGUUCUGUGCAAAGAACACUAAUGAAAGCGUUAGUUUUGGGAGGUUUUGCUCAUAUGGACACAGAGACAAAACAACAGUAUUGGACUGAGGUUCUUCAGCCGCUUCAACAGCGAUUCUUGAAUGUGAUAAAUCAAGAAAACUUUCAACAGAUCUGUCAGGAAGAGGAGGUGAAACAGGAAAUCACUGCCACACUAGAAGCACUUUGUGGCAUUGCUGAGGCUACCCAAAUUGACAAUGUAGCAAUCCUCUUUAAUUUUCUAAUGGACUUCCUCAACAAUUGUAUUGGAUUAAUGGAGGUGUACAAAAACACACCAGAGACUGUUAACCUCAUAAUAGAAGUCUUUGUUGAAGUUGCACAUAAACAAAUAUGCUAUCUUGGAGAGGCCAAAGCCAUGAAUUUAUAUGAGGCCUGCCUAACUUUGCUUCAAGUGUAUUCCAAAAAUAAUUUAGGUAGGCAGCGCAUAGAUGUUACGGCAGAAGAGGACCAAUACCAGGAUCUUCUUCUUAUUAUGGAGCUUCUUACUAACCUUCUGUCAAAAGAAUUUAUAGAUUUCAGUGAUACAGAUGAAGUAUUUAGAGGACAUGAGCCAGGACAAGCUGCAAAUCGAUCCGUUUCAGCAGCAGAUGUUGUUUUAUAUGGAGUUAAUUUAGUUCUACCUUUGAUGUCCCAGGAUUUGCUCAAAUUUCCAUCUCUGUGUAAUCAGUACUACAAAUUAAUCACCUUCAUCUGUGAAAUAUUCCCAGAGAAAAUUCCACAGCUUCCAGAAGACUUGUUUAAAAGCCUAAUGUACUCACUGGAGUUAGGGAUGUCAUCAAUGAGUUCUGAAGUGUGCCAGCUUUGUCUGGAAGCUCUAACACCAUUAGCAGAACAAUGUGCAAAAGCACAAGAAACAGAUUCAUCCCUCUUUCUAGCAACAAGGCACUUUCUUAAGAUGGUCUUUGACAUGCUGGUACUGCAAAAGCACAAUACAGAAAUGACAACUGCAGCAGGAGAAGCAUUCUACACGUUAGUGUGUUUGCAUCAGGCAGAAUAUUCAGAGCUAGUUGAAACAUUGCUAUCAAGCCAACAAGAUCCAGUCAUUUACCAGCGAUUAGCAGAUGCCUUCAACAAGCUUACUGCAAGCAGCACUCCUCCUACACUGGACCGUAAGCAGAAGAUGGCCUUCCUAAAGAGUUUAGAGGAAUUUAUGGCCAAUGUUGGCGGACUUCUCUGUGUAAAAUAAACAACAAAACUCCUAUGCCUCAUUUAGACCCUUUCUGCAAAAUGCACUGAGAAAUGCUGAAUGCUGACUAAAUCUUGUAACUAUUUCCGGGUUCUUUGCAGCCAUCUCAGAUUUUAUAGAGCCUGGAAGUUUGAUAUAACACAGUGAAAUAGGAGAGGUCAACUUUGAAUCAGCUUCUGCUAUUGUGUGUUAGCCACAAUCUGUCAUACUUUGUUUGUUGUAAAGAAUGAACAGCAAAUUGACAUUAAAAAUGUGCAAACCAAUAUGGGCACAGUGAAAAAUAGCUUCAGUGCCUUUUCCCCAUUGGUUUAAAAUGUGAGUGGCCAGACAGACUUUUACAGAAUAUUUUUUUUGUUACUGAAAAUCAUUGUAGAGUAUGACGUAGACACGUACAAAACUGUAAACAAUUUAGCUAAUUCAAACUUUUUUUCCUCUCUGAAGGUUGAAUUAGUGAUCCAAUGAAAAAACACCAAAUGGUAUUUUAAACUUGUGUUUUGUUUUUCUACAUCAGCCUGGUGUUGCAUGUUUUAUGUAAUACAGGUUUCUAUGUUCUGUUCUGCUGCCUGAAGUUCAAAAGGAAAAAGGUGUAUAUUUUUGUUCCCCUAAAAUGAACUUUAGGAACUGUAGCCAUUUCAUUGCCUUAAUUUUAAAAAGAGAAGAAAAGAAAAAGCUGAUACACUUUAGAUAAGAAGUGUAAGGCAAGAUUUGAGUCUUCAGAGUUAGCUUAGGAUGUUGGCAUUAAGCUGCUGGGUAUCUGUUGCAGCCCUCUUCAUGUGGAUGUACAAGUAAUGUUGGAGUGCGAGUCUAAAGCAAGGUUCAUGUGUAGUUUUACUUUCAGUACCUGUUUUAACCCACACCCAAGUCGCACACAGCUGCAAUGUAUUUCUACACUGAACCAUUUGCUUAAGCAAUAACAAUUCAAAGGGUGUAAAUUAUUGAUUUUACAAACUGUUUUUUAAGUUGGGGCAUUAGAUAAAACAAUUAUGCUAGACUGGGGGUUCCAAAUGGUGUUUUAGCCAAGGGCCAUAUAUAUUUGUUUUUUAGGGGCAGAAAGACUAUUAGUAUCUGCAGUGAAUUUUUUUCCUGCUACAACCUCCAGACCGUUUGGUGCUCUUGCCUCUUGCUCCUUUGCUCAGCUGUGUGUGAGAGCAUGUAAGUUCUUGGGAGCACGGGGGUGAUUUCAUAUUGCCAGCCAAUAGCUGGAUAUAGCAGAACAAGGGAGAGAAACGCGAGAACGUGGAAUCAGAUCUAAGUCAUGAGCCAGACAAAGCUGAAAUGAACACACACAGGUUGUAUGCUGGAUACAAGGUUUUUGUCAGGGAGCAGGCAGGGAAGAAUUUGGCCCUUUGGUCUUAUGCUUGAGACCUCUGCUAGAUUGUGAUGUUGAAUGUUUUCCAUGUGGUUUUUACAUUUAUAUAAAAUGUACAGUAUAUACACCUUUACAGUGCUGUAUAUAUCAUCAUGUUUGCAACUGUGCCAUUCUUCAGCUGUUCAUCUCAACAACAACAAAAAAUCACAUUUGCCAGAAUUACAAAUGGCAUAAAUCUGUAGCACUGUGCCAGUCACAGUGGUCCAAGGCAUACUUUGAGUUAAAUCCAUGUGUGUCCUGUAUGGAAUAUGAGGGCAAAAAGUGCCAUCUCUUCAGAACAUUUUCUCUCUCAACUUAAUCUGUUGCUAAUAUGAAAACUGGGCUGGAAUAAACCUACACCUUAAGAUACCCAUAAAAUGUGUUAGACAAUAUUCCUUUACAAUUAAUACUGUAUUUCAUCUGUUUUAAGAUUUUCAGUAAUGUUUUUUGAACAGGGAAAUUGUCUUCACAUUUCUUCCUUGAAAAUAUUGCUUUCUUAUAUAUGCAACAAAACGACUUGCAUUUGUGAUGGGAAAAUGAUGCUAGUGUGUCAUUCUGUUUUAUUCAGCCUUGUUUCAUCAUAUGGAUUGCAAAUUUAUAGGAGCUGCUUUUAGCAUUCACAUCUGAGUUUUUACGUUCUAUAGCAGUUUUCAAAACAUACUCUUUGUUGAAAAGCAGUUCAGACUUAGAAGCAUGAGCAAUAGUAAGAAUUGCUAGUCUACAUUGGCAUUGCCAAGCAUUGAAUUAAUGGGCCAGAUUCCUCAAAAACAAAAAUUUUUACUUUUUCAGAUCUGAUUUGAAAAAAAUAAUGUGCUCAAACAGUAUGUCAAACAAAUAUAUCCAAUAUUUUCAGAAUUACUUUAUUUACUUAAAAUAGUGCCUCCCAUUCAUGCUGACCUCCAGGCAUUCUAGAGAUUAUUCCAAAAUUUCUGUGGUUUAUUGAGCCUAAUUUUGUUAAUAUUAAAAAAAAAAAAAAAAAGCCAACCCAAAAAGCAAAACUACUAAACCAAUUCCCUUUUUUUGAUUAAUCUAGCCCAGUGUACAUUCAAGAUCACUGACACAAUGUGUUGGCUUUAAGAGCUGGCUAGGCUAGCUGUAGACAUUGACAUUCAUAGGUGGCUGUUGAAGAAUACUUAAAAUUUAGUUUAUUUUAUCCUUUCAUUUUAAGUGAACUUUAUAUGAAGGGACACUGUCCAGUAAGUUUUUAAAUUUUGUAUUUUUUUUUUUUUACUUUGUUGCAUUUAUUUUACAAGCUUAACAACAUUUUUCCUGAUUGCUUUUUUUAAAACUGUCAGUAUGUUAAACAUUGAUCUUUUCACCUCACCUGGUGUUUUUGCGGAGAAAAUGCAAAGAUGUCUGUUUGUGUGCAAUAACUUCAUAGAUGACACUAAAGUUUUGGGAAUCGUUUUGUUUUUUAAAUUAUACUUCUGGCUGGAUGUCUGCUCCUGCACAUAACCUACUUGACUUGUCCCUUUUAAAAAAAAUUACCUUCUCUGAGAUUUUACAUUCCUCAGCAAUUAAAGCGUUACAUCAAAAGUCUGAAGAAUGCCACAGAAAAAGGACUCCCAGUGACUUCUGUGGCUUUGAAAUCAACCCUGAGUCUGUUUGAAAUUGAUAAUGUGAUGAUAUCACUGCAUUGAUUUUCCCCCCCCCCCAAACUCACUUUGCAAAGUGAAUCAUGGUUUGAAACAAACAUUUUUCAUGUUUUUCAACCAAUGUAUAAAACUCCAACUGAUAUGUAUUGUAACUUUUAUAUUUUUCUUUGUGAAAAUGCAAGAUGAGUUCUUUGCUAAAACAGAUUGUUACCACUGGGUUUCAGUUCUAAAGCUGGGGAUUCAAAUAACUUGUAUUUUUUCUCUCCACAUGUCUUUUGAUUUAAAUAACCAUUUCUAGUGCUAACUAGCCACAUCCAGGACCAUUCCUAGGAUACAGCAAAUUGGGGCAACUGCCCCAGGCCCCGUGCUUUGGGGCGGGGGGCCCUGCGGAGCCGCAUGGAGCGCAUGCGACCCCUCCCACAGGGCCCGCCUGAAUCUGGCAGCUCAGCCCUGCACUGCGGAAGAAUCAUGGAGACCCUCUCCUCUUUGCGGAGGUACCACGGCCCCACGCAGUGUUAGGGGACCCCCACAUAGGAUGAUUUGCCCUGGGCCCCGCAUCCCCAAGGGUCAGCUCUGGCCACAUCCCUGCAGUUCAACCUAUUAGCUGGUAAAGCUCUAUUGGGGUGUCUUCUAAGGUCAUGAAAUUCAAAGCCUACAAAAAUAUAGGUUCAUGUAGAGAGGGAAGGGUGACCUUCAUUGAAGCUCUGCUUUCAGGUCCAUUGCAUUUUAAUUUUCUAUAAAUCACAUGGAACUUUGUUUAUGCCACUCCUAACAGGUAAGAAGUUAUUUCGUUUUGAGUGAUCAAAAGGCUCCCUGUUUUCCUCAGGAACUGAGAGAUUUUUGUCUGUAGGCCCAAAUCCUGCUAGUUGAGAGAGAGAGUCUGAGAUUUGAAUCUGGGUCUCCUGCUUGAUAGUGUAUAGCACUUCUUAAGCCACAAAUGUUUAGUGGGAUCUCGCCCUGUAUAUUUAAACUCUGUAGUUUUAGAGGACAAGCUUGGUCAGAAAAGGUCAGUUCCCUUCAUAAAGAGAUCUUAUUCUAAAGAAAUUGUUUUCAUUUCUAAUUUCAAUUAUUUUAAAAAUAAUUUGUUUAAAAUAUAAAAAUAUGUAGUAUUUCUAUUGUAAAACACUUUUAUAUAAUUGCAAUUGAAAUGACUUCAUUACAUCUUAAACUGAAGGGGUUUUUAUGAGAAUGGCUUGAUGAUGGACAGAGCAUGGGAAUGGAAGACCAACUCCCAAAUUUUCAUACCAGCUUUUCCACUGACUCCCUUUGGGGUCAUGGAUGGGUCAUUUAAAAGCUGUCUCAUCUGUAAAAUGGAGAUAAUACCUACCUCACAGGGGUGUUGUGAGGAUUGGUUUAUGCCUAUAAAGUGCUUUGAAGAUCUAAAAUGUUAUGUAAAUAUUUAAUGUUUUUAAGUUUAGCACUUACAUAAGGUGUGUGAUUGACCACAUUGAAGUGACUAAGAGAGCACAGGCAGCAGUUCUGUAAUAUUCAAGAAGGAUAGUCCACCACAGUACAGUACAGUAAACGCCUACUGUAAAUUGUAGUUUAGAUGACUGCUAUAAAAGUAAUUUCCCAUCAUGUGCCUCAGUUCUAGUCUUAAGAGUAAAAUGAUGAUUGUUUCUAAGCUGAUUCAGCCUUUGGUGCCUCUAUUGAGACAUCCAACAAGGUUGCCACUUAUAGCAUAUUUGGUUUGGUUAGCGGGGAAGGGUGAGCAUUAGGUUAUUAUGCUAGGAACUAAAAUCACUAGCCCAUUUCACAAGAGUCAUGGCUGUGCUGGUUAGAGAAACAGUGGUCAGUGUAACCGGGGCUUGACCACAGGAAUCAAAUCCAUGGAGCUAAGCUUUGCCUAGUUUUAUGAAUUGGCUCCGAGCAUGACUAGAUCCUGACAAGAAAUUCAAAGUAGUACUUCCUAAGAUGGUGGUUUGCUAGAGCGGCAAUUUAUGCUGAUUGGGGAAAUCCUGUUAACAGAACUGUAACAUGUAAGUGAGCAAAUGUCACACCAAAACCUUUCUCACUACAAUAUUUUGAAUUCAGCCUUGGAAAUCAAGGUGUAUGAGCUUUCCUAGCCCUUCCAUUCUGGUCUGUGAAUUGAGAUUCUAUUUGUCUGCCCCUUUUCUUUUCUCUUCCCUUCCUCUCAACACGUUUUCACAUCAUUUCAUGAAAAUACACUGAGAGAGGUUUAGCAGAGAUCCAUAAGCAACUCUCACAUCUUCAAAUUUAGAGAUGUUGUGGGACACAGUUUUUUCCAGCCAGUGUGGUUUGAGAUUUGAAUUGGGUAAAAAUCCUUUCUGAUGCCAGUCCUCAUGGCAUUUGCAAUCUGCAGUUGAAUUAUCCUAGAUGUUACAGUUGUAUGAAAAUAGAAUACACUCAUUUGUUUCCUUUCUGCAGAAUAAGGAACCUUCAUGCAGUGAACUUGUGGUUUUAAGGGAAUAAAUACUAGUAGUAUUGCUGUCAAUCGUAAUAUGUAAAUACUUUAUGUUUAAUUUUUAAAAAAUUACAAGUCUAUUUCAAGUUUAAAAAUGGGGAUUGAAGUGGUAGUUCAUUUCAAUUGCAUUUUCUCUGUACAAUUGAAUUAUGGCAGUUGAAGGCAUAAAGUUGAAUAUAAUUAUUUCACAAUUGCUGCAAUAGGACUUUUUAGGAAGCAAAUGGCUAUAUAGUAAAGUCUUAUCAUAAGCUAAUAUCCAAUUUAAAAAUGAACACAUGCAUUUUUGAGAUCCAUGAAUGGGGUGAAGGUAAAAAUUGUUUUCCAUUAAGAAUGUCUUAUAUUUUGUUUUGGCCAUUUUGACUUGUGUGUACUAUUGCUUGUUUUUUCCUGGUAUUUCACCUGCAUUGAAACCAUGAACAAGUGUGAUAUACAUUCAUGUAAUAGAAAUAGGAAUGUUCUGAAAUCCCAAGGCAAAGUUUUUUCUUUUAUGGCAGUGUGAAUUUGAAGUAAACUCAGUUGAAAUCAGUAAUUCUAGAUUUUACAGCAUACCACUUGGAGCAAGAAUUUGGCCGUAUACAUGCUGACACACAACUUCUAUAGCAGGGACAAAAGAACAUCUGAUAUUAAAUUUAUAAGGCAAAUAUUUCAUCAGGAGGAACAGGGACAAAUGUUAAAUGCAAUUGUCCCCUAAAGUAUAUAGCAACAUCUUGAUUCCAUGUGUUGUGGAGACAGAAAUACACUAUCUAGAAAUCUUGUAUUCAUCCUGAAUAGCUAAACAGUUUAGUUCACUACUUGUUUUCCAAAUGUUAUCUUUUAAUCUGCUCUUGCACAUAAGUUGCAUGCAACUGUUACUGAUGUCUUUCAGAAAAGUUCAGUUAAUGUUAGCAAUCCUGAUGUAUGUACUUAUUUUGAGUCAACAGCUACUCCAUAUUUUGUUCCCUUUUCUUUUUCAUGCUUUCAGGUAUUUCAAAUUGCUUCACAUCCUGAAAGUAAAACUACAAUGGCAACAGUGUGCUAUACAUCUUGACUAUGUUUUAAGUUUAAUUUUAUGGGCUUCAGAAGUAUACUUACAACAGUAAUAGAUUUGUGUUGGCCAGUCUUUAAUUCAGUGAAAGCUUGGAUAAGAGAGAAGAAAAUGUUCUAUUGGGAACAACUCACAAAGUUUAAAAUAAUAUUAUGUCCAAGAGCCUUUCAUGUAGAAAUUGAGCUAUUCUGCUUUACAUUAACAAAUUUGAGGUCUGGAAUAAAUUUGAAUGAUUUGGGUACAAAGCCUUUAUUCACACUUCUUCAUGUAAGUGUCUGGAAACGCUUUUUCAUUUUGUUUGUAUGUACUGCUUACCUCGUUGUAGUGUUCAAGAGUUCCCCCUGCCCAGAUGCUAUUUCUUGUGAACAAGUGUGUCAGCUCUUUAUCUUCCUAUUGAAAUUAUUUUUUUUCUUGCAAAUUGGCAAGAAAGAUGUUUAAAUGAAUCUGUGGGAAACAAAAGUAGUUGUGACCUCAAAAUGGGGGCAAAAGAAGUCCCUAAAUCUUGAUGGGAUUAUGAAACAUUGGAAUUUCAAUUAAGCACACUUGAAAACAUUCAUUCUGGAAUGCAUCUGAGAUCUGAUACUGCUACCAAUGUGUGUCAUGAAUUUCAUUUAAUUAAAAUAUUUAUGUUUGGGUAAUGCUCUAGAAAAAAAAUCUUUUUUUUUUUAAUGCCAGUACAAAUUUUGAUUCAUUACAAAUUUCACUGUUCACUUCCAGUUAGAUGUUUUAGUCUUGUUUGAUGCUGCAUUGCAUUUACAAAAUUAGCAGGGUACAAUAGCAGCUUUGCAUAUGAUGUCCUAUUUCUCUGCCCUCCCAUAUCUGGCCUGAAUAGGAAUUUCUAUUCACUGUUACAAACAAGCUUGAUUUGCUCCAUCUCAGUGCUUUGAUUCUAGUAAAAAUACAAAUUGGGAUUGUGACACAUCACAACCACCACAAAUCUGUUGCUGAACAUAAUAUUUACUGAAGAAGAGUGCCAUUGUGAGAUUCCAGCAAAAUGUUCAGUUGAAAGUUGGCUCCACAUCUAUUCUAAGAAGUUGUAAGGACUCUUUAAUUGUAGUACUAUACCUAAUUCUUUGUAUAAACCAAUCCUUUUUAGUGGCAUUUUGUUAGCUUCAAAUAAUUGCCGUUACUGUCAACAAUGUUUUAAAGUUUUUAGGAACUCUCCCAAGAUCAGCGCUACUUUUGAGAAGGCUUAAAUUCUUCGGCUAUUCUAAGGAAAGACUGCUCUAAAGUACUUUUUUUGCCUGUCUGCAGGCUUUUAUGCACUUUCAUUAUUUCUUAAAAACUGCUGUUGAAAAUGUACUGUAUCCUGCGUAUGGAUUUUGAUAAGCGCACAUAUAUUUAAAUAACUCAUUCAGCCUCAGGAAAGCAAGAGAAUAUAGAUACCUGUUUUGUAUCUUGGUUAAAAUGUGUUUGUUAUCUACAUCCUUUAAGGUGGCCAGAUCAUGUCUAGAUCCAAUGACUGUACAUGUGGACUAGUAUAACCUGUAAAAGAAGGGCAGUGUAGACAUUGCAUUUGUGGACUGAAAAGCUUAUUUCCCUCUUCCUAUAUUUUGAAUUGGAGUAAAAAAAAAAAAAAGUCCCAACUUUUCAGGGAAAAAAAAUCGUGUUUAUUUUUUUGAACAUUAGCUUACUUCUAUUUGCUUCCUCCUCAAAGAAAGUGUGAAAUAAGUGCAGAGGUAUAUGUAGGAAAAUGGUGUAAAAACUGCUGCUGUACAAAAUGUUUGCUACUUGACUGCAUUUUUGUUUCACUUUAAUUUUACUGGUUUUGCUAAAUAUAUUUUAUAUAUUUUC